AUGAACUUGUUUAGGUUUAUUGCAGAUACGCUCCAUCUAUCUGCGAUUAUUCUGCUGAUUUAUAGGAUUCACGUUACUAGGAACUGUAUUGGGAUCUCUUACAGAACUCAGGAGAUCUUCAUAGUGACCUUCUGACUCAGAUAUCUCGAUCUUUUCAUCUAUUUCGUGUCAAUGUAUAACACAUUAAUGAAAAUAUUCUUUAUAUGAGCAACAGCUUAUACAAUAUAUUUGAUCAGGAAGAAGAGACCGUUCUGAGGAACAUACGAUGCCGCAGCAGAUGAUUUCAACCAUUAUUAUUUUAUUUACCCACCUGCUCUGCUAGUCACGAUUGUCAUCCAUUCAAGGUUUUCUAUUAUUGACUUCUUGUGGAGCUAUAGUCUCUGGCUGGAGGCAGUUGCAUUCAUUCCUCAGAUCAUGAUUUUGUACAAGAUGAGGACAGUCGAGAACUUUACAUCGCAUUAUAUAGGUGCUCUAGGCUGCUACAGGUUCUUUUACAUCCUCUCGUGGGUUUAUAAGUACCUGAUGGGUCAUCAUAUUUUCUGGACGUCAGUCAUUACAGGCAUUGUUCAAACUCUGGUCUUCGCAGAACUUGUGUAUGAGUACUUUAGAUCGGUGAAAGAGGGGAAACAGAGAAUGGAAAUCCCUCUUAGAGCAGUAGCUAAGGAAGAUCCAUAA
Moneuplotes crassus is the source of this 675-nucleotide messenger RNA. The record is from the annotation of a GenBank genome assembly. NCBI's taxonomy places the organism in Eukaryota, Ciliophora, Spirotrichea, Euplotida, Euplotidae.